Messenger RNA from Haliotis rufescens (red abalone), 2439 nucleotides. RefSeq lists its product as uncharacterized. The transcript is spliced from 13 exons. The record is from RefSeq and is a predicted model, not a curated record. NCBI's taxonomy places the organism in Eukaryota, Metazoa, Mollusca, Gastropoda, Lepetellida, Haliotidae. The coding region runs from base 105 to 1838 and encodes 577 amino acids.
UAUAUAUAUAUAUAUAUGUCGCCGAGUCACGCGAUUCAGGAGAAAGACUUUCGGAUAAUUACGGACUUUAAUCACGGGUACCACAGAUUAUUGCCUAUGGAUGAAUGACUGCGAUAAAGACAUGUUCCCUUACUCUCGCAGUGGAAACAAGGGGAACGUCCGCCACUAUGCCAAAUUUGCUUCUAUUAGUAGUGAUAUGUGGGGUCAUCAUAUAUACUUCGGCAGUUGACAGUGUUCCUCUCAGUUGUCUGCCAAGAACGGACGACGACCCAUGCCCCCCAGACCAUGAAAUAGCCCCAUGUACGACAAGGGGGACCAAGGACAAGUGUGUUCCUUGUGCUCCAGGACUACGCAUGUGUGAUGCCACAACAUCAGCCUUCCCAUCGAAGUGUUACGAUCCCAGAGACACUUGUUCUGCUGAUGGAGAUAAUGUUGUCCAGGUGAUCGACGAUCCUGAUGGGGGAUGCACGAUAAGUUGCCUCUGUAAUGAGAGUGCAGGUUUCACUGGAGCUAACCCCCUGCAGUGUCAGUCGUAUGACCAGGCAUGUGACCAGAGCAGUUCUCAUGAGUUGGUCGGUGUCAGUUCCAGUCGGUGUCUCCCCUGCCCAGAGAAUUACCACAAUCCCAAGGAUGACGGACUGGACAAGUGUGUCCUACGCUCAACAUCAUCAUCCACUGCAGCUCCUUUGUUGGUUUUGCCCACUUCAACAGCAACUCCUCCACAGCCUGUGUCAGCAGCAACAAUGACUCCAUCUGCAGUGUUGGAAACAAACAACAAGCUUGAUAAUGGGAAUGACAUGCAAAGUAUACACUUCCAGACAGGCUCCAACUCCAACACCAAUAUCAUCUCCAAGUGGUACAUUUGGUUCUCUGUUGCAAUCUUGGCUUGUGGCAUCAUUGUUGGAGUUGUGGCAGUCCUGUGUUACCGAACAAGAACAAAGGACUCCGUUGACAGAACGAAUGCUCAAAAUCGUAUGUGCAUCUGCUGUGUGUUUGGAUCUGUGUCCAGUUGUCCUGGUACUGCAGUGAUUAACGAAGGUUUGCCUGCAGAGAAUCAUCAGCUUUUGGUUAGAUAUGGUACUACAGAACAACAACAUCUUCAAGAAUCAGAUGCUGAGACAGACGAGCCAAUAGAAAGUCUACCCAGGCAGUCUACUGACCAACCAGAGCAGCCUAUUGCCCAGCCAGAGCAACCAGAGCAGCCUAUUGCCCAGCCAGAGCAACCAGAGCCGCCUAUUGCCCAGCCAGGGCAGCCAAAGCAUUGUGGAAGUUUACCAAGUUAUGACCCACCACCAUACUCAACAGGACAGUACAGGCAUGGCGUCGUGGGACCUACAAUAAACUUUGACCCCAUGACCUUGAGUAAUUCCGAUCACAUGACAGCAAGGACAGGGGCAGUAGGCCCCGACACAACUCUCGGAAAAAAGGAAAUUGUUCUCAAUGAAGGUGAACUUCUGGACCCCACAAGUCAUGAUGGACCAUGUGCUAUGACUGCCAGGACUAUAUGUGCCACGACACCCCAGCAUUCAUCGCUCCAAGGUCAACAGAACACAAGCGUGAAGUCUGUUGUGAAAGAAGGACAUAUAGCAGAAGUCUCGAAGACUGAGAAAAAAAGACCUGUCUCGGAUAAACAUCCUGUUGUUGAAAGGAUGAGAACAGAAAAGCCAGUCUUGCCCCAGCACCAGGCCGAACCCGAGCCCGAGCCCAAGCCUCAGCCUCAGCCUCAGCCCGGUGUAGUGGAGAGUAGGAAUCAGAGCCUGGGGUCAGAGCCACCAUCUUUAGGUGGAGAGUCACUCCAUCUUAGCAGCUUCAAGUCAGGCCCAACUCCUACAUUAUAGGGGAUGCCAAACACCCCUCUCUGUGUUGUAGGAUCAAGGGGUAAAUGAUCAGUUUGAAACAUGGGUACACCUACAGAAUACCUCUCCACCACGUUUGUUUGAUGCUAUUACUACACGACAGCGUGGUUAUUUCUAAAAUAAGGCGAUGAAGUGCAAAAAGGCCAAAAUAAAUGCUCUGAUUGCAUUUGUUUGGUAUAAUAUGCUUAAACCUCAAAAUUGAAUAUCAAAGCAAAGCAUUCAAAAAUUGGACAUCAAUGACAUCCAUCAAGGAUUUAGUAUUUUAUGAUCGCCUUAGAUUUUUUGUCGACACACCCUCCCUAUAAUAAUUAACCAGUUGAAAGUAAUGCUCAAAUGGAGAAAAAAAGAUUAUUUGAAAACAUAGAACUUAAGGAAUUUAGAUUCUGUUCUCUCAGAAAGUGUUGAUCCAUAGAAGUUACAAACUUCAAUCCUCAUUGCGGGUUUGUUAUUUUCUGAAUAUUCAGCAUUGCCCAGUUGUGAUCAACUACAAUUUAAGUUAAGAAACAUAAUCUAUUUUGAAAUAAAAUCAUCCAUUUUCACACCAAAGUCACUUGAAGACAGAUACUGUUGUUUUAUGGAAACA